GGAACUGUCGACUUCUGGCUCAGUCUUAUGUGUGCGCGCAUUGCAUCCUACAGCUUUUGCCAGUGCGUAAUAGUAACAAAGUCGUGUUAUGAACUGUUUGUUUAAUUUUUAUAUGGAAAAGGAUACCAUAAUACAAUUGUUGGUGAUUGAAUGGAGGAAUUUGGAAGGAAGUUAUUUUAUUUUUCUGUCCCAAUAAUGCACGACUGAUCCAUCGUCCAUAAUGGCGAUCCUAACGGCGGUCACAGCAGCCACCAAGUCCGCUCUGACCAUCGCUGGCAUCAGCAAAUUAACUUUUAUCCCGGUCAUGCUGGCUGCAAUGGCUUACUUUAACUACGAAUUACUAGACCCUGAAAGUCGUCCUUUCAACCAAAAAUAUCUAAGAGAAGAAUAUGACUUUGUCAUUGUUGGUGGAGGAUCUGCGGGAUCUGUUCUAGCAAACCGAUUGAGUGAAAUUGAGGGAUGGAAUGUCUUGCUUUUGGAAGCUGGAGGACAUGAAACAGAUAUCAGUGAUGUUCCAUUACUGUCUUUGUAUCUUCAUAGGAGUAAAAUGGAUUGGAAGUAUCGUACUCAGCCUCAAGAUUCCGCCUGCCAAGCUAUGGUCGACAAGCGUUGCAGUUGGACCAAAGGCAAAGUUCUAGGAGGAUCUUCUGUUCUCAAUACGAUGCUCUAUAUCAGAGGAAAUCGACGGGACUUCGACCAAUGGGAGUCGUUUGGCAACACUGGAUGGGGAUACGAUGACAUCUUACCUUACUUUAAGAAGUCACAAGACCAAAGAAAUCCUUACUUAGCUAAAAAUACAAAAUAUCACAGUACAGGUGGUUUUUUGACCGUGCAAGACGCUCCAUACAACACGCCUAUUGGCGCAGCUUUUAUACAAGCUGGCGAAGAAAUGGGCUAUGACGUUCUCGACGUUAACGGCGAAAAGCAAACCGGUUACGCUUGGUACCAGUUCACCAUGCGAAGAGGGACUAGGUGCUCAACAGCUAAAGCCUUUUUAAGGCCUGUGAGACUUCGGCAGAACCUUCACGUCGCUCUUUUUUCACAUGUCACCAAAGUGCUCAUAGACAAAGAAAGCAAACGAGCUUUCGGAGUUGAAUUUUUGCGAUAUGGAGAACAUCAAAUUGUAUAUGCUAAGAGAGAAGUGAUACUUGCAGCCGGAUCGAUUGGUUCACCACAGUUGCUUAUGCUUUCUGGAGUUGGACCAGACGAACAUUUGAAAGAAGUUGGCAUAGAAACCAUUCACAAUUCUCCUGGAGUAGGAAAAAAUCUUCAAGAUCAUAUCGCUAUAGGCGGACUUGUCUUUCGUAUAGAUUAUCCCAUUAGUUUGGUGAUGAACAGACUAGUUAAUAUUAAUUCUGCUCUACGUUACGCAGUCACUGAAGACGGUCCGUUGACUUCAAGUAUAGGUUUAGAAGUUGUUGCUUUCAUAAAUACGAAAUAUGCAAAUGCUUCAGAUGAUUGGCCGGAUAUUGAAUUCAUGAUGACGUCGGCCUCUACUCCUUCUGAUGGUGGGACUCAAGUCAAAAGAGCUCAUGGUCUUACAGACGAAUUCUACAAUGAAGUAUUUGGAGAAAUAACUAAUACGGAUGUCUUUGGCAUAUUUCCUAUGAUGUUGCGUCCCAAAAGCAGAGGUUUCAUCAAACUGCGAUCGAAGAAUCCUUUAGACUAUCCGAUAAUGAUUCAUAAUUACUUAACGCACCCUGAUGAUGUAGGAGUAUUGAGAGAAGGGGUUAAAGCUGCUGUAGCUGUUGCAGAGACGAAGGCAAUGAAAAGAUUGGGAGCCAGAUUCCAUGAUAAACCUUUACCGAAUUGCAAGCAUCUUCCAUUGUACACAGAUGAAUAUUGGGAUUGCCUGAUUCGUCAGUAUACUAUGACUAUAUACCAUGUUUCGUGUACAGCGAAGAUGGGGCCUGAAAGUGAUCCAAUGGCGGUAGUAGAUCCUCAAUUACGAGUGUAUGGUAUAGAAGGUCUUAGAGUUAUAGACGCUAGUAUAAUGCCCACUAUUACGAACGGUAAUAUCAACGCUCCUACUAUCAUGAUAGCUGAGAAAGGAGCAGAUAUGAUUAAAAUGGCUUGGUUGCCGAAGAAGAGAAGACGAAGAACUUUAAAAUGUCAUAAAACUGAGCAGUUAGGAUUACGUUUAAAUAAUAAAACUCCUUUAAGCAGCAUUGCAAGAUGACAAAGAUAUUUAAAAAAAUAGUGAGGAAUGAAGGCCACAAUACAGAUAUACAAAUUACCAAAUUUUAUUGACAAAAAUGUUAUGAAACCAAUUUCUUCAAUUAACGACUCUCAAACAUUAAUGACAAAAGACAAUUGUAUCGUCCGCUUUUACGGGUCAAUUUGUAACUUUACAUGAAGUUUUUUUAUCGUUUAAGUUAAUCGGUGAUAGUUCAAGAUUUCAGUUUUUUGCAGAUUUUGUUAACUUUAUUUCUAGUCUUGAUUUUUGUAAAA
Molecule: messenger RNA, 2451 nt
Organism: Hyposmocoma kahamanoa
Lineage: Eukaryota; Metazoa; Arthropoda; Insecta; Lepidoptera; Cosmopterigidae
Product: glucose dehydrogenase [FAD, quinone]
Exons: 4
Coding region: 221-2179 (652 amino acids)
Molecular function (GO): flavin adenine dinucleotide binding; oxidoreductase activity, acting on CH-OH group of donors
Source: RefSeq, a predicted model, not a curated record